AUGAAGUCGAUUGUCGUUUUCGCUCUUUUCUCUGUCGCUGCUGCUCAAUUCGGAGGAUAUGGACGUGGUAGAGGUGGUCCAGGUGGCCCUGGAGGACCAGGAGGAUUCGAAGGAGGACCAUCAAAUGGGAAUGAGCUCACUUAUGAAGCAAAAGGAAGACUCAUCUGUGGAUUGACUGGAGUUGAUAAGGUUCGUGUCGUUCUCUGGGAUCGUUUCCGUGGACGGGAGAACAUUGUCUAUGACGAGACCUAUACCGAUGUCGUUGGAAACUUCCGUCUUCGUGCCACCCGAAAUGGAUUCGAUGGAAAUUUGAUUCAACCAUUCCUCACCAUCUAUCAUGAUUGCGAUGAUGCCGCCACUCCAGGACUCCGCAAGAUGACUGUUCAACUCCCACCCCAAUACACUAAUCAAGGAUCAUUGGCUUUGAAGUCAUUCGACAUCGGAACAUGGAACCUUGAGACUUCUUUCGCUGGAGAAGAGUUGGAAAUUCAAGGUGGAGCUCUUGGAAACCGUCCACUUGGAGGAGGAGGAGGAUUCCAACAAGGACUCAGAGGACAAUUCGGAGGAAACAGAGAAAUCUUUGCUCAUGGAGGCCGUGCUGAGUUUGGAGAGUCUUCGAUAACUGUCUAA
Caenorhabditis briggsae is the source of this 630-nucleotide messenger RNA. RefSeq names its product Protein CBR-TTR-50 (gene Cbr-ttr-50). NCBI's taxonomy places the organism in Eukaryota, Metazoa, Nematoda, Chromadorea, Rhabditida, Rhabditidae. The record is from RefSeq and is a predicted model, not a curated record. The transcript has 2 exons. The coding region runs from base 1 to 630 and encodes 209 amino acids. Gene Ontology annotation, cellular component: cell surface.